Messenger RNA from Caenorhabditis bovis, 12846 nucleotides. Lineage: Eukaryota; Metazoa; Nematoda; Chromadorea; Rhabditida; Rhabditidae. The record is from the annotation of a GenBank genome assembly.
AUGUAUAAAAACGAGCAAUAUGUCGGGCCCAGGUUUCCACCUGGGAAGGAAUUUUCGUUCGACGAAAUCUUCGAGGAACAUGACCUUGAUAUCAAGCACAACAAAUUUGGUUUGAAACGAGAUAUGCGAUUUAUGAGUGAACGUAUUAUUAUGGAAUAUUCGCCGGAUGAAUUCUUUUCGGUUCGCGAAAUUGUUCAUCCAAUGUCCGCAAAUCGUACGUCACAUCCAUUCGCACAAGCAAAACUUGUGAACAGUGACGACGAAUACGUCACUUCGCUAGAUUUUCAUGAGCAGCCAAAUUAUUUUCCAUAUGCCAAAAGUGAUGGAGAAGUUCGCCUGAUUCGCUACAUUUCGAGUUUUGAUGAUUUUAAUUUCGCAAAAUUGUCUACGCAACAUUUGUUUCAACUUCCGGGAGAAAUAAUCAAACAUCUACGACAUGGCAGAAUGGAUAAAGGCAUUGUUGCCAUGAAUCAUUAUAAACUAAAAGAGCCGGAUAAACAUACAUUGACAUGUUUCGACUUAAUCCGACCUAAGCAGCCGAUAUCCAUCUACCACAAUUCGGAGCCAUUCAACGAGGUUAUUUGGUUGUAUACGAAUGAGGUGACCAUUGCCCUUGCCGAUGAUCGUUCCAUUAGAAUAACCGAUAUUCGUGAUCCAAAAUCAUAUCGAGCAUUAUUUCUUCCGGUGAGCCCCAAGAUCAUCACAACGAUAGCAUCCAGAGUAAACGAAAUAACUGCAUAUGCCGAAGGAAGAAUUCUUUUAUUUGAUGUGCGACGUCUCGAUUUUCCAUGCCGACAAUACCAUUUAGAUUUUUUAUCUGAUGAAGAGACUAUAAUCGAUAUGCGGUAUAAUCCAUUUAUGUCGAGAAAAUUAGCAGUUCAAACGAGUUCUAUGAAAUUGUAUGCAUUGGAUAUAGAAGAUGGACCAGAAAUGACUAUUUUUGGCAAACACGAGAGAGUUAUUAAAGAAUUCAAUCGCAUAUCAUUUAAGCAUCUUGACAGAAAAUUGUACAUGAGAUAUCACAAGGAUUCAAGGGACAAAUUGUUCUUUAACACUGGAGGGGAAAUCGAUUUUCUCAAUUAUGAUGAACAUUAUGCAAUGGCUAAAAUUGAUAGUGGUAUAACCCUUCCAUCGGCUUACGCGGACCCACUAUCUUAUAAUACUAUAACGGAAAACUUGACCGAAGAACAACUGCACGAUCCUCAUUAUAUGGAGAGAAUUCGAGACGCAGCCCUUGCUGCCGAAGAAGGUGGUUUGCUGAAACCAAAAAUUUUGCACUCGAAAGACGAUGUAAUCGCAUUUGAUUUUACUUAUCCUGGAGUAAGCGGAAUUAUGUCGUUGCGCUCAAGCACAAUGGUAUACGAUCUGCAACAUCUUCCUGAAGACAUAUAUUAUUCAUCAGUGCGGAAUGCCGAAGCAACGGCGUUUAAAAUUCGACAGAUGCAAGUACGCGAGAUGAUCCCUUCGUAUUAUCUUUUUGAAAUGUUUCAUCGCAUUGAAGCUGGUUGGACUGCUUUGUACAAAGAAACCAAAUUAAUCAAUUUAAUUUAUGCCAUAUGUGAACAAUACCGAAGCGAUUUUUGGAGACAUUGGUUAAUGAAUGCUGGUUAUAUGCAAUAUGGAGGAAACGAGUUUCGCGAUUUGAAGGAACAUCCAAAUUUGCCAAAUCUUCCUCCAGUCAUGCCGAAUCUUGGAGUUGCGCUUUUAUCGCCUGAUGAACAAGCCACUGCUCAAAGUGAAGUGCUGCGAAUGCUCUCGCCAUUCUUUCACUUGUUCUUCCCAAAUCCUUCUGAUGACAUGAUACAAGAGGAAGAUGACUCCGAGGAUGGAAACGAAGAUAAUGAUUCGAAUUUUGACGACAUUCCAGUUAGAAAAGACGAGGAACUCAGAUUUGUGACAUCUGGUGGUUAUGCUGUAGUUGGAGUUCGAAAGAAAAUGAAAUCCCUGUUUCGUGGUGCUUUUAUGCAUCGAUUAUCUGACGAAGACGAUAUUCUCCACAUUGUAUUAAAAGCAGCCAGAAAAAGCAGAAAUUAUUACAAUCAUAUGCGGAAGCAACUUUUUCUUAAUAAAAAAGUUUUCAAGCCAGUGCGAAGACCUCCACCAAGACGCCUACCGAUUCCACCCCGAAAAAUUGCGCCGCCGCCAAGUGCACAUCCAUUGCUUCAAGGAUUGAAUGCCGCAACCAAAGAAGUCAUCAAGCUUAUGUAUGCCACUGAGCCACUACGAAUGAGGAAAUAUGUACCAAUAAGGCUCACGGAACGUUUUUUUAUUGAGAAGCUGAGAAGCGCUACAACACGAUUUAUUGCAAAUAAACGGAAUACCGUGAUGAAUGGAAUGUACCCAGAACACAAUAAAAACACUGUGAUUGACAUCAACGAGAAGCAUUGCGCCGACUUGAAGACAGCCAUGUUGCGAGCGCGAAGAAGUGCUUGGCCAACAUUCUACGAUUUCGACUUUUUCUAUUCAAAAUUGUGCAGGAAAUCGCAACUGCUUAUUGCUGCUGCCAAUAUGUACAACAAAGUCUGCCCAUCGCCGUUUGUUAAAGCUAGAGACAUUCAAUCGGCACCAGCAUAUCUUGAAAAGAAGUCCAAGACUGUCAGAAUUGAUAAAUUUGUGGUGUUUCGAGACCAACAACGCCUGUACGGGCGAAGAAUAAGAGAUGAGGCGUUGAUCAAGAAAGUUCGAUGGUCAGAUAUGAGGCACGAUUUCGACGAACAUAGAUGGAAUCAUAGGCCUGCUCAACUAGCCGGAGAAAUAAUUUGCUGCAGACCUCCGUCAACAGAAGAAGAUGAUUCGGAGUAUGAGAAGGACUGGGAGAAGCCAUACAAGCAUACUCUCUCAGUGAGGCACUACAUGAAGGAUGAAAAGGAAUUUGAAAUCACCAGAGGAAAAGUGAUGGAUUUUUUUGAGAAAACUAUCAUGGAACUGCCAUGCGGAAAGUUUAUGCAGCGAAAGAAUCAUCCAAUAACAGCUGACACGGAGGUUACUCCGACGUCGUCCGAUUGUGAGAGGCAGAAGGCAGAACGUCAAAGACUUUUGGACAGUCAAAAAGAGGCCGGAAUGACGGAUGAAACUGAUCCACCACAAAUGUUGAUUGGAGAACGAGGAUACGAUACAAAAGGAGUAUAUUACGUGUCACCGAGAAUGUUCAAAAAAGUCAACUAUGUUAAAGAAAUCAAACCUACGAUCAAGGAAGCGAAUCCAGUAACGAAAAUACAAAGAUUCAUAUCGUUCAACCCAGUAAAAGCUUAUGAGGAUCCUUUAGCAAAAUUAGCGAAUCGAGAGCCACUGUGGAAAGCGAUGAAGAGGGCAAAAGAAAAUGCGAAGAAAAAACGAAAGAUUAUAUUGAAGAAGAGACCGAAAAAGAUUGUGAGAUUGCGAAAUGUCAUGAAUUUUUUGAAAAAAGUGAAGCCCGUUUAUAUAGAAAGAAAUCCUCGAAAGAAAAUUGAAACGAAGAAAGUCGAAGCGAAACCAUUAGAAAAAGAAAAGGACUCAUCAACGAGAAGCAGACAGAAGCGAUCAAAAAAAGAGGAAACUAAAAAGGAGAAGAAAAAGGCAAAAGAAACGAAAAUGAUGCCGGAAAUACAAGCGUUUUUUGGAGCAAUGGAGCGUAACUUUCCAAAAGUUGAAAAGAAGCAUGUUAAAGAGAAGAAACCUGAUGAGACACCUAAGAACAAGCCUGAGAUGGAUCUUUCAAAAAGAAAAAAGAAGCUCACCAAAAAAAGGCAAAAAGUGAAAUUUGACCUUCAAAAACCGUGGAUACGUCCUGAAGAACCUGAACCGCAGCCUGAUGUCGAUCCUAAGAAAUUGGAAGCUCUUCGGAACAAUACGCUUAAAGGACACAGAGCAUCGGUGUUCUUUUUUUGCAGUUCUGAUUCAUCCCUUGAGGAAAUAAAACCUAAGGUGGAAACACGGAGAUUUGACGAAAACGAAGUGGUAACAAUAGUUAGUAAGCCGGCAUACAAUUUACUGGUUCCAACCCGUUACAAGAAAAAGAAACGAGUGGAUUUAACUAGUAUUGAUGAACUUGCCAAACGGUUGAAAUCUCCGAAAAAGGUUAAAUUAAAGAAAACGAGGCGAAAACGCGAAGUAACCAACGAACCAUCAAAAAAUGCAAUUCAAAAUCCGUUGCUUCGAAAACCAUCGCAGAAAUAUCGCUUCCAACGCGGUUUUUGGAAACUCUUGCGAGUUGCUGGCCAGCAAGUCAAUUGUACAUUCGAUCGGCCAAAAUUUCCGCUACCUCCGCCACCAGAAAAAUCAGCGAUGAAGAAAAAGAAGCCUCCACUGGUUGAAGUUUAUCGACGCCCUCCAAUAACAAUGGAAUAUCAUCCGAAAAAGCUGAAGACGUUGGUCAAUCCGAGAAGAGAUCCACUGUUAUUCAUUGCGACGUACACUAAAAACAUUGCGAAAUUGUGGAACAGCAUCCGCCCUACUGAUGACAUUGAUGAACUGCCAGAGAAAAAAAGAGUACGACUACCACCUCGAGAAUUUUUGAAUUACUUCAAAUUUGAAGAAAGCUCAGGCACCGAUUCUGCUGAUGAAGAUCACCAACUAAUAAACAAAAGAAAAGACAAAACGCGAGUGCGCAAAAAACUGCCUAACGAUCUAUCCAGUGAAAAUUCCGAGGAUGUUUCUCAAGAAUCUUCUAGCGAUUCUCACGAUUGCUCUGUCGCAACUGAUUCGUCUGAUUCGACCGGUUCUACUGACUCUUCUGAAGAAAUUGAAGCAUUUUUGGACAAGCUUUCCCAUGGAUUCGUGAAAAAUAAUUUUGGCGAAUAUUAUCCAGCAUAUUGCUCAAGAAAUGGAAAAGUUAUUCCGGUAGCCUCCUCAGAAGAUUUUUCCGAGGAUUCCUCAAGCAAUUCUGUGAAUCAUGAAAUGCUGAAGAGAUCGAGAAAAAAAGCUCAGAAAAGUAGAGAGAAACGAUGUGAUUCAAUGAUUCAUGAAUCAGAUGCUGACUCUACCACACAAAUCGUCAUUGAAUCCAGUAUAGAAUCAGACACCGAUUGCAGAAAAGGCUCAAGAAAAAUCACUCGAAAAAACGUAAGGACUGAUGGAAGCUCAGAAUCCAGCACUGACACCGACAAAGUAUCAAUUACGGAUUCGGAAGAAAAUAAUAAUGACGACAUCGGUAUAAAUUUGGAUGCUUCUAUGGAUGUCGAUUUGUGGAUGGCGAUAAUGGUUCUUAAAAAGAAAAUAUCAAACUCGAAGGAACGAAAACGUCAAGAGCUGAAAAGAAAACUGGCAUAUCCAAAUAAUUAUCCGUUUGUCUACGACCAAUCCGAUACUUCAUACUAUCCAAGGCUCAAGUACAUGAAAGGUGCUGAAAAAGGAGAGUUCAAACGAUAUCUUGACCUACGUCAUCGACGACUUUUUUCAAAACUCACGAUAGAAGAAUAUCAAGCGAAAUUGAAGAGGCAAUAUAUUCGCAGAAGGAAGAAGAUGUACGCGAGAAGGAAACAGAGCGUUGAACCUUGGGAAACCCAUUCGCGCUAUCGAAUAGAGAAGAAAAGAAAUCGCAAAUUGAAGAUGGAAAUGAGAGAGAAGAUCCGACAAGAAAACAAAGAGAAGACGAAGGAGUCGAUCCUCAGGGUUAAAAAACUGCUCUACAGAGGCAAAAAUGGAUAUGAGAGAGAGCCCGUGACUAUCACACAGAUUGAUCAAAGACAAACAUUGAUCAACUCAAUUGAUGUCCAACUUCCCAUUUCAUACUGGGAGUCGAAACAAGAAUCUGUGAAAUUGCUGGAAUUUGACGGAUACAAGAAGCAAUAUUCUCAAAAUAUCAAGAAAAAGAAAGAAUUUAACGCUUACAAAAAAUAUGGAUUAAACCAAUAUACAUAUGAUCGGGCGUUGAUUCUUAAAAAGACGUUUGUUUCUCUUCCUGAUGUGAACUUAUGCGAUAGGUAUCGCUUCCCAGUUAGCUUUUUGCGCAAAUCAUUAUCAUUAAACGAUUUGACAUAUGAAGAAAACGAUGAAAUGAAAAGUUAUUUGUCAAUGGAAGAACUUCCACCCUCUCAGAACAUCUCUGAAAAUUUCCAAAGAUGGGAUGUAGCAGAACAGAUAACAACAAUGAGUGGAGCAGAAUUAGACGAGGAAAAUAUUAAUGGAGAUGAUGUUAGAGCGCUUGAAACUGAAUCUAGGGCGGAAGAAGUGAUUCAUGAGGCGGAACAAUCUCGACUUCCAGAAUCAAAUCAAUUUAUGGAAUGUUCGCCAGAUUAUUGUCAACCUCUAGCAUCCGGAACAUCCCAAGAUGUUUUCAAAAAGCCUGAUUAUCCUUUGUUGAGCAGUAUGGAAACGGUACCAUACAGCUCUGAAGAGUCGGAAAAAUAUCAACUGUCUCGCUACGUUCCGAUUAUAAAUCAGUGGUAUACCCCAAUUAUUCGAAAUAUCGAUGAGAAUGGUGUGAGGACAAUUAUCAAAGUUUUACCUGAUCCAGGACCGCCUCGUUUCCGUCAUUAUGUUGGCGAUUUGGCUAAUAUUCCAUUUAACGAAGAUUCCGAAGCUGAAGAUUACAUGGUUCCAGAAGAUCAUUUUGAUUAUGGAAGAAGGAAACGCCGUUUGGAGGAAAAAGAAAUAAUGAAGAACGUUAUACCAGAAGGAAUGCAGCCAGAAGAUCCAGAAGUUCGGGCUAUGUUCGUCAAUAUGAGGCUUCAUCUAGUAACGCAAAGCAAAAUAGAAUAUUUCAAAGAAGUCGGAAAAAAUAUGCGAAGACUAAUUGAUUCCUUUAAUAAUGUGCAAAUGUUGGGAAAACAUUAUUACAGUUCAUUCACAACAAUGUCAUUUGAAGCCGUUUCUGAGCGAUUCAACAAAAUGCACAACAGAGUAUAUUUGACAUUAGAUGAUCCUCCAAAGUAUUACGACGAUGAAGCCGAGUUGAAAGCGUUAAGGGAUCUAUGUGAAAAUGAGUUUGCGUUGAUGCCGUCGAGAGGAAAAUGGUCGAUAAAAAAUGUUGUUCGCAAUAAGGUUUAUUACGAUUCGUCGUCGCAAGAGGAAACACCAGCUCAAGAGUUUGCCCGCAAGAAGGCCGAAUAUCUUGAACGAAAAAGAAAAGCAAAACGUCUUGAAAAAAGAUUGAUUAGGCAUGAAGAACAAAAUCGAAAAAAGAAAUUUGCGAAGCUUUUGCCUAAUUCAAUCCUUAAAACUAAAACAGUUUGGGCGUUGUUUGAUGCGUUGGAGUUCUACUUAAAGACAUAUGAUAUGUUUGCAUUUAAAAUGUUAAUUGGAAAGAUGUGCCACAAAUGCGGCAAUAAUAUGUUUACAUACGGAUGCGUUCUCCGACAUGUUUCAUGCAGAUAUAAAGAUCGAAUGAUGCACUCCUUAUUCAAAUUUCGAAAAUAUCGUAGAUGGCGAAAAUCGGAAGCGGUGUGCAGAGAUUUCCGAAUUUACCAUCCAGAAAACUUGAUGCCGUUAGUUAAAAAAGCCGUGAAUGAGUUGAAUAUGUGCUUACCGGAAGAACACUAUCUUGGAGAGAUUAUUAGUGCCGUUGACGAAUCGCAAUUUAUUACUGGACAAGAUUUCUUUGUUGCUGAAUUGAUCAAACGAGAAUUUGACUUUUGCGAGAUGAUCGCCCAGGAAGAUCGAGAAACGGAGAAAGAAGUUGCUGAUAGUUUCAAGGAGGCUAUGCUUAGAGAUGGAAAUCCAAUGGAGGUCAUAAUGUACCAGAAACGAAUGACCGAAGAUAAUGAGCUGGAGUUUGUGAAGUUCAGGCAUAAAAAAACCGGCCGAAUAAUACGAAAGUGGGCCAACAUGAAGCAGCUACGCGAACAGGCAGAGCAAGCACGGUUAAAAAGACUUGAAGCAACAAUGCAAAAAUUGGAAGACGUGCAACUCGCCGAAGAUUUGAAGAACGACGAUGAUUUUUCCAUUUCGGACAGUGGCACGAAUGAAACUGUCAUAUUCAACAAAUACGCCAACCUUCCUCCGUUGCGUCACAAACGUGUGGAAAUCUUACGCCAAUCUGAAAGCAAGAAAGAGUACAAUGCUGACGUCCAUUAUCCCGUGAUUCCAAAGGUUGUGAAGAAAAGAAAAAAUAAGAAAAAACAGAUAGAGUAUUAUAAGUGGCUCAUUUAUGAUGAGCUGCAUUAUCUUUUACUCGAAAGCGACGCCAUGUUUUCGAAGGAAGCUGUGACAGACAUGCUAAAUGGAAUUGAGGACGAUGAACUCCCAAACAUGACAGAUGAGGACAAAGUGUUGUGGAAGAAGGUCCGAGACAAAAUCGAAAAGCCUGACCGAAACCGAUAUCCCGUGCAAAAGUUUUAUCGGAAAGCGAAAAAGAUUAGGAGAGAAUAUGAAUCCGAUCUCAACAAUCUCGUCAUUAUGAGAGUUCACUUCAAUGAAAACGAACGCGAGAUUUUGAAAAUUGAAGAUAGAUGCGAAAUUGAAGAGGAGGACAGAAUGAAAAUCGAAGAAUUCGAGAAGUUGCAAAAAGAGAGGACAUUAAAAAAAUUGCGAAAACGGAAUGAAGACAAAUUUGAUCAUUUGGUUCGAAUGGUAAAAAUCGCCAGACAAGCUGAAAAGACUCGCCGCAUUUAUGAAGGAAAGGAGCCGCCGCAAGAGAAGCGAAAACUUAAAAAGCCAAUGCCAAUACUGCGAAAAUGUCAUAGAUGCCCUCUCGAAUUUUUCAUUACGGUUGAAAAUCUAGAGAUAUUAAAAAGAGAUGAAGAAGAAGCGGAAAGAAAAAAAAAUGCAGGAGAAGAAGAUGAAGUGAAUGCUGAAAAAACAGAAGAUGCGGCCAAAGUGGAAACCAAACAAGAAGAAGAGAAAGUCGUUGAAAUAGUAGACAAACCAGCGCUUGAACCAUCGGCAGAGGUCAAAGAAUCAACACCAGAAACAAAUUUGGCAUUCUUAGACGUAUACGAGGAAAUACCGGAAGACUAUGAUGAGUCUGAAACUCAGAAGGACACCAAAAACUCUCUGCAACUCAUUAUGGAGGAAAGAGAGCUCGAGAAUCCGCCGAAAAACGAUGAAGAAGUUAAAGCUCCUGAUGGCAAUAGAAAAAUACGUCACGUUUAUAUGCAUACUGCGAAUCUUAGAAGUCUCAUGCUUCGUUCAUAUUGUCGCAUUUGCGGCCAGAAGUUUCCAAAGCAAUGGUCAUAUCUACCAAAAUUCUUGCGAUUGAGCAUGACAUUGCAUUACUUCAAAAUUUUCAAACCUCUCCCAGUGAAAAAUUGCCUACAAUUGGUGACGUUGCAUAUGCUUGGCGAAAAUCAUGCUGUUGUCGUGUUGUCAGAUAGGCUUAUCAAUAUUCGAAAGAACUGUUUGGAUAAGAUGAAAACUCGGGAGGAAUUGCUUGAAGAAAAACGACUUGCUAGAAAAAGAAGAGCAUUAGCAUUAAAGAAGAGAAGAAUCAAACGGGCAAGACAAAGAAAACGAGCUUUAGCUGCUGCAAAAGCUGCUGCUGCUGCACGGCCUGUUGUUGAACAAUUACAAUUCGCCCCCGAAGACAUCAUUGAAUAUAUUGGACGUGUCGAAACUCCAACAAUGGCAUUGAAAAGAAAAUUUGUUCCCAUUUUGAGGCCUAUCAAGAAAUUCUUUUCACGUAAAUCAAGGGACGCAGAAUCAACGGUUGCAGCUCCGCAAAACGAAAACGAACCGCAACCGAGCACAUCAACUGGCCAACCAUCGUCAUCGUCGGUUAUCGUCGCAAAAUCAGAGUCCAAAUCAGCCCCCUCUACCCCGACUCCACUCUCGACGAAAGAAAAAGUUCCAGUCAAAAUUCCGACAAAAUCACAAUCGCAAGGAUCAUCGGCGGAAGACAUAUUAGCAUUGCUUCAAAGUAAUCCAAAUGAACUUUUGGAGCCCGUCAAGCCACCAGCGCCAAAACAACCUGAAAAUCCGCCGCCGCCGCCGCCACCACCCAAAAAACCGAAACCAGCAGCAAAAAUUAAAGAUCCAUUAUCAGCGUCAUGUGAACGGAAUGGGCGUUUGUUGAGCACAGAAGAAUAUACCCAACUUUUACAAAAAAUGCUAGCCAAACCAGUGAAAGUGUACAGGAAGCGCAGGAGAAGAAGGUGGAGAAGAAACAGACUAGGUCGCACUUGCUCAUGGAUAGAAUCACAAGUUGGACCCGAAUCAAAAUUCAACAAUCGGUACAAGUAUGUGGAAAUGGAGAAGUUUGAGCACAAAACAGUAUCUCAAAUAUUGGAUGAGAAAUACGAACUGACGCAACAAAAGGAUCCGGAUUUUGUUGUCGGAAAUUUUUUGGAAGAAAUUGAAAACGAAAUCGCUCGAAAACAAGAACUGCAAAAAAAGCUUGACGAGUUGCAGACGGAGGAGCAAAAAAAUUUUUAUCGAUUUGCGAAACAUUUUAAAACGAAACGACGUCGGAACAAAGUGCGUCACCAAUGCACUCCAUUGAAACGGCAGGUCAAACGAAUUCUUCGAAUCAGAAAGGAAUGGAAAAGGAAAUUAAGAGCAUUAAGAAAAACCGAAGUGAAGGAACCAGAGCCAGAAGCUUUCGAAUAUAAACGAACAAAACCAAAACGAACCUUGUUCGAGCACUUUAUGCGAUUAAGCAAAAAAUAUACACGGCAGGCGAUCAAAGAUACACGACAAGGACGUGCUCCGCUCAUGUAUUACGGACUGAAAAGCAUUCUGAGGCAUAAAAUGCACUUGUUCAUGGAAUAUCGACGCUCCAUUAUUCGCAACUUUUUGAUUUUGCUGCACUGCAACAACAUUGUUUGGAUCGAUCGAAACUACUUCCAAAUGACUUAUAAGAAUUUGAAAAAGGAUAAAGUGAGCAAGAAAUUGCUGAAAUUGAGGGAAAGAAUGGAUGUUGCUGUUCCUCUCAUUGCAGCAAAUGCUUUGAAAACGGCAAUUCGCAGGAAAUUGAAUUACGGCGAUUAUGUGGAGAUUAAGCAUCGGGUUAAUUCUUAUGCAAUCCAAAAAUCGCCGGCGUCGAUGCGAAGUUGGAGUGCUGAUGACUUCUUUAAGAUUCGAGAUUUGAAUCGAAACCGAAUGUUGCCUAAAAAGUUUAAUGAAGAAGAAAAUCAAAGAGACACCGAUGUGGAUGUCACCCCAGAUUCAUCUCUAAACGAGACAAUGUCACUGUAUUCCGAAGAGUCUGAAUAUCCUUUCCCUGAUCAACUUGAAGACAAUUUCUGGAGUCAAAGAAGCGAGCAAUCACUAUUCAAUGUCAAAGGAAUACCAGGCCUUUUUUUCUUGGCACGGCUAGUUCAUGAAAGAGUUGGAGAAGGUUCCGCUCGGAAUUUUAAAUUCACUGGUAUUAUCUUCCAAAACUAUCCUCGGGAGGUAUAUAUUACUCCUGUUCGCGAAAUGAUGUGUCGAUCUGUUGGAAUUCGGUCUCCGUCGAAAUUCAAAGCUGCGAUUGUUGACUCGGUUACUAUUUCAAGACCUCGAAAGAUUAUUCGCAGCCUUUUUGAAGCAUUAUGCUAUGGAAGAGGAUGGAAACUUUAUCAAAUGGUUGACAAAAUGUCGUUGUAUCUUGGAGAACCAUUGAAAUCAUAUAGACCACUUGGUCUGAUGGCUCAAACUUAUGUGGUAAUAAUGCUGUUCAAAGAGUUGUACCCAAUCUUGACGGGUGAAGAUAAAGAGGAGUUCGCGAACGAAUUGAAAGAUGAUAUAUUUAUGUAUUAUCCGGAUAUCUGCCCUGAAUCGGAAAGCGAAGAUGAAGAAACUCCUGGCGUCAAUAAAAAAAUACCUUGGACAAUGAAAGAUUGGCUGGGUUUUGUCGCACAUUAUUUGAAUAUUGCUAGAAAAAAUGAAAGGUAUAUUUUACCCGAAGUCAUUGCAUGCCUCUUGUUUAUGCAAGCGGUUGCGUCCAACAAACCCAUUAAAGAAUUCGCCCCUGAAAUUUUGGCGCUGAAGCUACCAAUAUUGUUGAAAUUGAGAUUUAUUAUCAAUUUGAGUGCUCACGAUGAAAUUGUUAAUGAUAUGAUGUAUUUGUAUGGAAUGGUGCAUGGACUAGAUCGGCUACCAUUUGUUGGUCUUGGACAUCAUCCCGAUUCGAUGCGGGUUCUUUUUGAAGAAUCCAUAUUGCACAAUGAUGUUCAGUUGCUCGUGCACUUAAUGUUAAUUGGUCAGGUUUUGGAUGGCGAUUCAGAGGUUGAAAUGUGGCCGGAAGUUGGUACAGAACAUGAAAGAAAAAGAAACAUUGCUGAUUUAAUUGCGAAAAUGCUUGGCAAAGGUGAUAUGAAGAUUUCCGGGCCUCCUACUUUCGAUCAAAUAUUCCCAAUGACAUUCUUGCCGGAGGAUUUGACACCAGGAUCUCCAAAGACAAGCAAAGAUUGGGUUCCAUAUCUUCAAUGUGAGAUAACCAAGUACUUGGUGAUGGUUGAGUAUAUGAAAGAAAUUCCCACCAUCAAUGGGACAGACUUUAUAGCAAACGGAGGAAAUCAGGAAGCUGAAACUAUUGAUUAUGAAAUCCAAUGUAACCUCUGCCAUACAGGAGUUUUUGAAACUGCUCAACUUGGAAAAAUUGGAGAAGAAAUCACCAUGGAACUUAUUGAGCCCCAAGAACGAAUCAAACACAAAAAGAAUAUUAUUCAUUCGAGAAUGUGCGCAAUUCGAGAUAUGGAAAAUAUUACAAAAGUUCCAUUUGUGUCGCCGAUUUCGCAGAUCGAUAUUAAAACCGAAAGAGAUUUAAAUUGCAAUCAUGGAGGCCACGUUCGUCACAUGAUUCAAUGGUUUGAAACUGAAAAGCAAUGUGCCGUCAACUUGUGUGAAUGCAGAUGCGCGGACCUGACAUAUUCAUAUGAGAGGAUUGACAACCUCAAGAGAGGAAUUAGGGAACGAGCAAACAUGAGAGUGAAAUCUCAUAUUUGUAAUCCGGAGUGUGCUGACACGUCGAGCGAAGACGAACAAAAAGAAGACGAUCACCUUGCUCUUUAA